Molecule: messenger RNA, 945 nt
Organism: Saccoglossus kowalevskii
Lineage: Eukaryota; Metazoa; Hemichordata; Enteropneusta; Harrimaniidae
Product: ependymin-related protein 1-like
Biological process (GO): cell-matrix adhesion
Cellular component (GO): extracellular region; lysosome
Molecular function (GO): calcium ion binding
Source: RefSeq, a predicted model, not a curated record
AAUACGUACAACAUGAAGCUGCUAGUUUUUCUGAGUUUCGUCGCCUGCACAGUGGCGUUCAAGUGCUGCCCUCCUAAGCAAUUUGAGGGUUUUAUAGGAAGUUACGGAGGUUCUUGUUCACACCAGGGUCAGGCCGGGCUUCUCUUUUCAUGGGGCCAGGUACACUACGACUACAAAAAGGCGAUGGUAGCGGUCGAGGAAACCGUGUAUGUAGAUAAACAACAGGAACAUGUGCAAGUCAUACAGGACUAUGCCAAUGAAGUAAUGUACUUGAUUAUUGGAGGGAAUUGUACAAAAUCAGACUUGCCAGAUACGGAAAUCAUGUGCGUUCCAGACUCUGCCGUGUACGUAAUGACGCAAGAAUACGGAAUGGGUGCUAUGACCGUAGAUAUAUAUUCAUACGGUAGUAAACUUUUUGGCGAUGCAUUCUUUGGUCAAAUCAGCGUCACACGUGAUAAAUGUAUCCCCAUGGGUGUAAACCUGGGCAUAAAUCACCCGCAAGCUUCAAUUGUAAUGAGUUUUGGGUAUGCAAACCUGACAUUGGGAAUCAAGGACCCAUCGGUCUUUGACAUUCCUGAAAUUUGUCAUCAUAAUGACGUCAUACCGUUCAAGGUAAUGGGUGAAAAAUUAUCAGAUCGUAUGAAGGUGGUGAUGUCAUCAUACAGUGCUCGUUAAUGCACUUCAAUUAGCGUUGUCUUUCGUGGUACAAAUUGAAGUAAUUAAAUUCAAUAGUUUCCUUCAAUGAAGGCUUGAUAGUUAAUCUACUCAAUAUGACAUAACGACUAUGUUGUAGAUUGAAAUAAACUUCACUUCUAUGUAACAUGACAUUCUUGCAAUGUGCGGGGCGAAUUGAACACGUCGUAUACUGAGUAAUGUUUGGGGGGGGGCUUGGCUCCAUGGUUAUUGUCUUCAGAACUUGUAAAUAAAUGUGACAAGUAGUAACUA